This is a messenger RNA of Acipenser ruthenus (sterlet), 4899 nucleotides long. RefSeq names its product calcium-binding mitochondrial carrier protein SCaMC-2-B. The transcript is spliced from 11 exons. Gene Ontology annotation, molecular function: ATP transmembrane transporter activity; calcium ion binding. Lineage: Eukaryota; Metazoa; Chordata; Actinopteri; Acipenseriformes; Acipenseridae. The coding region runs from base 571 to 2172 and encodes 533 amino acids. Gene Ontology annotation, biological process: transmembrane transport. The record is from RefSeq and is a predicted model, not a curated record. Gene Ontology annotation, cellular component: mitochondrial inner membrane.
UCAAUCAUUGCAACCACGCCCACCCACGAGUGAGUGUGACGAACCGUUUCCUGUUCCAGAAACCGAGAAACUGUCCUUCAUUUACCGGCGUCUCUUUUUUUAAUCUUGCAUCAACUGGAGAGGCGAGCGCCAAGUCAAAUAUAUAUACAGGGCUAAUUCUUGUGAAAUUCACAGCAAUCCCGGAGAUACGGAGUUUGGAAUUGCGAGAAAGGGACACCCGAAAGCAAUCUGAAUCGGACUUUAGCUUUUCAGAAAGACAGAUUGCACAGGGCAAGCGAAUCCGGGUGGGCUAGCUGAGCGGGAGAGACCGAACAAGGGCGACGUAGACUCCAGCCAAAUGAGUACAGAGGCACGGGAUCUGCAUAGCAAGAGGAGCUGCAAAACCGUGCACGAUUAGAUUAUCUUGUAUUUGUAUUUAAUAUCUUGAAUCAUCGUCAAAACCAUCUUUUAAAUAGACACUGCGUUCUUUUCUUAACAUUUUUUUUUAAACUCAAAGGAAACUGUUUUAAUUUUGGUUUUGUUUUGGUGGAUCGUUAAAAACACAUAUAUUACAUUUAGCGGAUACCGGUUAUGCAGAAGGAGAGAUCGAUCAUUUCCCCCUUGCUAAGCGGAGUGUUCUGCCAAUGCGGUUCGGACCCGGGCGGCGGAGGCGGCACCGCUGUCUCAGAACCUCACCAACACUGCAGCGACGCACACGCCAGUUCGGCAGAGUUCGGGUCCGGUUCCUGUGGCGGGGCGCUGUGUGGUGCUGGUACCGAACAGGAACACCGUCUCAAGGUUCUGUUUCAAGUGCUGGACGUCAACAAAGACGGGGGUAUCUGUGUCAACGACUUGACCAUCGGGCUGAAGAAGCUGGGAGUUCACCGGACUGAGAACGAACUGAGGAAAAUCUUGAAGGCUGGCGACAAGGAUCUGGACGGCCAGCUGGACUUCGAUGAGUUUGUUCACUACCUCAGAGACCACGAGAAGAAGCUGAGACUGGUCUUCAAGAGUCUGGACAAGAAGAACGACGGUCAUAUCGACUCUCAGGAGAUCAUGCAGUCCCUGCGAGACCUCGGAGUCAACAUCUCCGAGCAGCAGGCAGAAAAAAUCCUGAAGAGAAUAAGGAAGGGUCAAGUCUGGUCCCCUGUUACUUACAUGGAUAAAAAUGGUACAAUGACAAUAGACUGGAACGAAUGGAGAGAUUACCAUCUUUUGCACCCGGCUGACAACAUUCCUGAGAUCAUCCUGUACUGGAAACACUCCACAAUAUUUGACGUCGGUGAAAGCCUGACAGUGCCCGAUGAGUUCACCGCGGAGGAGAAGCAGACCGGGAUGUGGUGGCGACACCUAGUGGCGGGAGGGGGUGCAGGCGCAGUGUCCCGGACCUGCACGGCCCCUCUCGACAGACUCAAAGUGCUAAUGCAGGUGCACGGUUCCAGGAGCAGCAACAUGUGCAUAGUGGGUGGAUUCACGCAGAUGAUCCACGAGGGAGGAGUCCGGUCUCUGUGGCGAGGGAACGGCAUUAACGUCGUGAAAAUCGCACCGGAGACGGCGAUCAAGUUCAUGGCCUACGAGCAGAUAAAGCGCUUGAUUGGCACUGAUCAGGAGACCCUGGGAAUCCUGGAGCGGUUCGUCGCUGGAUCGUUAGCUGGUGCGAUUGCUCAAAGCAGCAUCUACCCCAUGGAGGUGCUGAAGACCAGACUGGCUCUGAGGAAGACCGGGCAGUACUCUGGAAUCGCAGACUGUGCAAAGAGGAUUUUCCAGAAGGAGGGCUUCCGGGCGUUCUACAAGGGAUACGUUCCCAACAUACUGGGGAUCAUUCCAUACGCUGGCAUCGACCUGGCGGUGUACGAGACAUUGAAGAAUUCCUGGUUGCAGAAUUACGCCACAGACAGCGUGAAUCCCGGGAUGUUUGUGCUCCUGGCUUGCGGGACAGCUUCCAGCACCUGUGGACAGCUGGCCAGUUACCCCCUUGCGCUGGUGAGGACGAGAAUGCAGGCACAAGCGACGCUUGAGGGAGCUCCUCAGAUGUCCAUGUCGGGGCUCUUCAGGCAGAUUGUGAGGACGGAGGGGGUUGCAGGACUGUACCGAGGCUUGGCCCCCAACUUCAUGAAGGUCAUCCCGUCGGUCAGCAUCAGUUACGUGGUGUACGAGAAUCUGAAGAUGACCCUGGGGGUUCAGUCUCGGUGACGAGGAGAGACUGAAAUGUGACGACACUGGGACUGAAGAAUCUCGGGCAAUGGGACUCCGGGCUGCAUGGUCAUCUCAUUCUGUGAAUGCCUGAAAACACUAGGAAAAUGCUACUGAACUGUAGCAACAAUCUUUCAGUGUGAGACGCAAGAACCUGGGGGAAGCUGCUGUGUACACUUUGAUUUACUCGGAAGUGGUGCUAAAAGGGGCAAAAGAUGCAGCCAAAAUGCAGGCGCAGAUUCAAAAACUAAAGUUGUGCUAGUCUGAAAACGAACAUCAAUAGAAAACAAAUUAAAUAACGAGCAGGGACCAAAAAGAUGUCCACUUUUGGCCCACUUCCAGAUUGCUGCUGCAGAAACACGGAUACAUAUCCAAAAAGCUAGAGCUUUCAUUGAGAACAAAAUGUGAAGUGUGUGUGUGAUCAGAAACUCCCCUCCCCUUGGCAACUUGUUACACCUCUAUCGAGCAGGAGGCAUGAUGGGAUACUGGAGGUUUCUGCCUACCUGCACAGCUUCAAAAGAAAAACUUCCUAUACUUGUGUGCUUUUUAAUUUAUUUUUAUUUGAGUUUUUUUAUUUUUUUUAAUUGUGCACGACUUGCUUUAUCUUGUUUUUAGUGUUUUCCUGUUAUGAUCACAAGGGGCUUGUUAUUUUGUGUUCCAGCUCUAACACCGUUCAGUCCAGUCACUGCUCGUGAGGUUUACAUGUUUUGCUGUUUUUUUUUUUUUGCUUCUUAAACAAGCUAAUCUUUCCUCUAAUGGAACCAAAACUGUAUACUACUUGAAGAGGAAAAAGCUUAAAACUUGCACACGUUAUUAUUUUUGUAUUUUCUUUUUUACUUUCUUUUAAAGCUGUGCAGGUAGGAAGCGAGUGUCUUACACACUGAGCUGUCUUAAUGAAGAACGAAUCAGAGUUGUUUUAAAGUGUCAUUUAUUUUUAUAUGUCUCAUACAGUGCUAACCAGAUAUAUUUAUUUCGAGAGAAAACAUUGUACGUUCUAUAAGUUUUGCAUGUUAUAUAUAUAUAUAUAUUUAAAUACAUGUUCAGUGCUCCUUUUCGAAUCGGGUUGCUUUUGUUUCUGAAUCGGGUGACUGGAAUGAUGAGAUCUGCUUCUCUUUUGUGUAAUUGUCUGGCAAAGAGAUAUAUUAUAGACGCAGCAUUCAGAAACUAGAGGCAAUCGAGGAAGGGUUUCUCGCUUUCAUAUUUAUUUAAAGAACUGAAAUGGUCUUAUGUGUACAAAUUUCUUUUUUUUUUGUGUUUAACAUUGAUUGUGAAAGAUAGAAUGAGGCUUGAGUGUGUUUUUUUUUUUUUUUAAAUGUAUGUUUUAUGUGUGACCAAACUGUGUUUGUGUAAUGUGUGUGUGUGUGUGUGUAUCUAAUUAACCAUAUGCCCUUGAAAAAAGAAAGGCUUAAGCUGAGAGAACACGCUUCAGGAACAGAGGCUUGAAACCUGGUUCCAGGAGACUCGGAGACCUAGUGUGAGAGAAUUUUGCUGUAUUAUUAUUAUUAUUAGUUUAUUUAGCAGACACCUUUAUCCAAGGCGACUGUGUGAACUAUGCAUCAGCUGCAGAGUCACUUACGCCUAUGUCUCACCCAAAAGACGGAGCACAAGGAGGUCAAGUGACUUGCUCAGGGUCACACAGUGAGUCAGUGAGUGAGCCGGGAUUUGAACCGGGGACCUCCUGGUUACAAGCCCUUUUCUUUAACCAUCGGACCACACAGCCUCCCCUGGUGUGUCGUGCACUGGCCUGAAUCCUAGUCUCCUGAAAUCAAGUUCCAAGCCACAAAGUGGCUUUGUGUUCAUGCCGCUUCAGUAAGUAUUUCUCAUGGAAACAGCCUUACUGUGUGUGCUGUGGAGAGCGUGUUAACGUCGCCUGCCGGCUGGGUUCUGUGUGACAAAGUAUUUGGAUGUGAAGUGAUGUUAAGGAAGGGGUCAGGAGACAGGAAUGAUGGGGAUGCAUUUUGAAUCUCAGGGAUGUAUGAAUGCAGAAACUGGGACUCCUGUUUAAUGGAAAGAAAAUUGCACUUAUUAAAAAAAGGUCUUGUUUUAGACGCUGCUUUUGAACGGUAGGUAGUUCCUAUCUCGUUGUUUUUGUUUUGUGUUCGGUCUGUUAACUUGCAGUAUAAAACGUUCAGAAUCCAACUGUUACAAUACACACUAAAACAAAGACUGUUCUGACUUUGUGCAUAUUCUUGAAGGAUUUUUUUUUUUUUUUUCAUGUGGUUUUAGAGAUGUCUGUAGCGUUCAGUUCUAAACGCUGGUUCAGUUGCAGGACAUUUAUUCAUCAUGUGAUAUGAACAAGGACUGCCUCGGUUCGGAGCGUGUAACAGCGCUGGGAGUCCUGCCCUGUCCUCUCAUCUGUAUGUAGCUACACCUAUGCAGUGGUAAAAUGAUGAGCAAUAAAAAUGAUUGAGCAUUAGAAUGAAGAGUGUUUAUUUUUCAUUAAGGUUAGAGUUAUCUUGUCCAUAAAUGUUCGUUUCUUCUCUCUCUCUCUCUCUCUCUCUCUGUCAACAUAAACUAUCACAAAUGUCAGCCCGACUUAGAAAUUGUAAUGCAACUGGAGCCAAGAUCAAUGCAGCAAUGUGUUUUGCGUUUUAACAAAAAGUAAAAAAAAAAUAAUAAUUCUAAAUAACUUGUCAUGCUAUAGAAUAAGAAUUUAAUGAAUGUAAUACAAACAUGUUUGUUGAAAUUGGGAACAGCUUUCGAAAUAAAGUUUUCUCUGAAUCUCAA